Messenger RNA from Pistacia vera, 1119 nucleotides. Its product is annotated as ADP-ribosylation factor-related protein 1. Gene Ontology annotation, cellular component: Golgi apparatus. Bases 259 to 873 code for a protein of 204 amino acids. Gene Ontology annotation, molecular function: GTPase activity; GTP binding. The record is from RefSeq and is a predicted model, not a curated record. Lineage: Eukaryota; Viridiplantae; Streptophyta; Magnoliopsida; Sapindales; Anacardiaceae. Gene Ontology annotation, biological process: intracellular protein transport; protein localization to organelle; Golgi to plasma membrane protein transport. The transcript is spliced from 7 exons.
UAAAUUAUAAACUAAUUAAAAAUUAGAAGAAGAAAAAAAAAAAAAAAAAAAAAACCGACGCUUCGAUUAGUUAUUAGGAGCUCUCCUUUAAAAAUUACAAGAAACAAGAAGAGGGCUGGCGAGAGGCGAGAGCUCUCUUCAUUCUGUCAACAGACGUUCAGUGAUGUGCAUGAGCGAGUUAAGUGUUAUGAAGUCCUGUUCUUCUUAUCUUGAAGAUUAGAGAGAAUAAAUCAUAGAUUUAGGUUAAACAAGUCAGAGAUGUUCUCACUUUUCUAUGGAUUUUGGAAGUAUAUGUUCAGUAAGACAGAGUUUCAUGUACUCAUUCUUGGAAUCGACAAGGCUGGGAAAACGACUUUGUUGGAGAAGUUGAAGUCUCAAUACUCAAACGUGGAAGGGCUUCCACCCGAUCGAAUUGUUCCAACCGUGGGACUCAAUAUUGGACGUAUUGAAGUGUCAAAUUCAAAGCUCGUGUUCUGGGAUCUGGGUGGUCAGCCUGGUCUUCGCUCAAUUUGGGAGAAAUAUUAUGAAGAGGCACAUGCUGUGGUAUAUGUAAUCGAUGCUGCUUGCACUUCACGAUUUGAAGACUCAAAAUCUGCACUAGAAAAAGUUCUUCGGCAUGAAGACUUACAAGGAGCGCCUCUUUUGAUAUUAGCAAACAAGCAGGAUCUUCCUGAUGCUGUAUCAGCUGAGGAACUUGCUCGAUAUCUAGAUCUUAAGAAGUUAGAUGAAAGGGUUUACAUGUUUGAAGCUGUGUCAGGUUAUGAUGGCAUGGGGAUCAAAGAAAGUUUAGAGUGGCUGAUAGAGGUAAUGGAAAGGAGCAAGAGAACUGAAAUGUUGAGAGCUCGCGCAGGUGCAGCCCCUGCUUCUGCUUAGAAGAAACUAUUCUUAAUCAUGCCUAUUUUCCUCUGAUUUUUGUAGGUCUGUAAAUAAAUCAGGGUUGACAUUAAUUUCUUUAUGUUUAAAAGUUGAUUCCAUCCACUGGUGGUUUUUGAUUGUUUCAGCUGGUUUGAAAUUCAAAUAGUGUUUGUACUAUUGUUAACACUCCUCGAAGAAGGAAAUAGAAGGGAACUGCUUCCACCGUCCUGCUCAAGCUACUAAGAAAUAUUUGUUAGUUUGCGG